AUUCUAUUACUUCCCCCCCUUCCCCCUCCCUCCCUCUCUCUCUCUCUCCCACCUGUGGUAGUAGAACUAAUGGAGCAGAAACCGGUAGACCAUCUCCCGCCGUUCUCCGGAGUUGGCAUGAAGAAUAGCGCGUCGGAGUUGGCUAUCGAGGAGUUCAUAAAGAGGGCGAUGAGCGGUCCCGAGAUGAUCGGCACCGAAGCCCGGGACGGCGACGUCAAGGAUGAGAAAACCGCCGAGAUUCGGUAUCAGCGAGACAGAGAUUCUUCCGCCGAUGAGUUCGAUGGCUUUUUCAGUGAUUUGUCCUUCAGUGAUCUCAGCAGCCUCGCUUUCAAAAAUCGGGACAUAUUAAGUCUCUUUUCAAGUUGUAAUGGACUACCAGAAACCCUUCUUGGUUCUCAACAUCUGGCUUUGAAACAAUCCAGCAUUUCAGUAACGAUGGAUUCCCAGUCAUCAAUAUGUGUUAGCAGUCCAAUGUCGGCUAAUAAACCAAAAGAGAUAGAUAAUCAAGCAAGAGGAACUACCAGUGAUUCCUCGCAUGAGCCAUCAGAUGAUGAAGAUAUUGAGCUAGAAGCUGGUUCGUGCAUAUGUGAGCAGAGCACAGACCUCACUAAAUUAAAACGCGCUAGAAGGAUGAUUUCUAAUCGGGAGUCUGCCAGGCGAUCUAGAAGAAGAAAACAAGAGCAGCUGCAAGAUCUCGAGUCCCAGGUUGAACAACUGAGAGGAGAAAAUGGGACUCUAUGCAAUCAGCUUACAAAUGCUACACAGCAGUAUCGUGUCGCUGAUACAGAUAAUCGAGUCCUGAAAUCAGAUGUGGAAGCUUUGAGAGCCAAGGUGAAGUUAGCUGAAGAUAUGGUUACUCGAGGCUCCUUGACCUCUAAUCUAUAUCAACUUCUUCAUAGUCACUUAGGAUCACCGCAAUUACUUAAUACCCAAAAUCUGCGCCGGGUUCCAAAUGUUUCACCAACCAUCAAUGUCCCAGGAGAUGAUGCCUCCUCAUAUGCAGGAAUUACAGUUUCUGGGCAGAAUUCAGGCAUUCAAUAUUAAAACUGGAGUCAUGAGUGAUGUUGUGGUAAAUUACGAUGUAAAUGUGUAGCAAUUUUAAGCUUCUUUGUGACUUUAUCAAUCUGUUAAUGCACAAAAUGUUAAGGUCCUGCCGCCCAUGACAGCAUGAUUUCUUUUGGUAAAAGUUGGCCACGAUAUAUUUUAUGUUGAA
Molecule: messenger RNA, 1213 nt
Organism: Alnus glutinosa
Lineage: Eukaryota; Viridiplantae; Streptophyta; Magnoliopsida; Fagales; Betulaceae
Product: basic leucine zipper 9
Exons: 6
Coding region: 70-1044 (324 amino acids)
Biological process (GO): regulation of DNA-templated transcription
Molecular function (GO): DNA-binding transcription factor activity
Source: RefSeq, a predicted model, not a curated record